Dioscorea cayenensis subsp. rotundata (Guinea yam) is the source of this 1335-nucleotide messenger RNA. Its product is annotated as annexin D4. The coding region runs from base 94 to 1068 and encodes 324 amino acids. NCBI's taxonomy places the organism in Eukaryota, Viridiplantae, Streptophyta, Magnoliopsida, Dioscoreales, Dioscoreaceae. Gene Ontology annotation, molecular function: calcium ion binding; calcium-dependent phospholipid binding. The transcript has 6 exons. The record is from RefSeq and is a predicted model, not a curated record. Gene Ontology annotation, cellular component: cytoplasm.
CUCGUCAGUUGUCACACUAUAAAAGGCCCCUGCCAAAAACGCUGCUUUUCAUCAGCACUGCUUUCGAUUCACAGGAAACCAAGCUCGGAAAUAAUGGCGGUUUCUCUCCCCGAUGAAGAGCUAGAGGUCCUCAGCCAUGCGUUCUCAGGAUGUGGAGGGCUUGGAGUGGAUGAGAAUUCAUUGGUGGACAUAUUGAAGAGAUGGAAGCAACCGGAGCAGCGUAGUCUGUUCAGGAAGAGCAGCUCUAAGUUUUUCAGGCCGGAUGGACACCCACAUCACUAUCUCUUUGAGAGAUGGGAUGAUGCCCUCAUUCGCACUCUCAAGUUUGAGUUCGCUCGUUUCAAGGAAUUGGUGGUGCUAUGGACAAUGCAUCCAUGGGAAAGGGAUGCUCGUUUUGCUCACUAUGUGCUCCACAAGGCCUACCCCUUCACCAUCCUGGUAGAGUUGGGCUGCACUAGAUCAUCUGAAGAGCUCCUUGGUGCCAGAAGGGCGUACCAAGCCCUCUACCACCAUUCACUUGAGGAAGAUGUCUCUAUCCAUGUCAAGCAAGACUAUACCAAUUUGUUGCUUGGAAUAGUGAGUGCAUACAGAUAUGAAGGUCCAAGUUGGAGUGAGGAAAGAGCUAAAUUAGAGGCCAAGGUUCUUGGUGAGGCUAUCCGAAAUCCUAAUGCAGUGAAGCCUGUAGAGAAUCAAGAAGUCAUUAGGAUACUGACCACCCGGAGCAAGCUUCAACUUAGAGCCACCUUCGAACAUUACAAGGAUAUUUACGGGAAGUCGAUUGAUGAGGAUGUUGGUGAUGAUUUGUGCUUGCAAGAGACUGUCCUAUGCUUGAAAUCACCUCCUACCUAUUUCAGCAAGGUGAUCAAUGAAGCCUUGAGAGACGAUGUCAGUAAGAGCACCAAGGAGGCUCUCACCCGAGUGAUUGUAACUCGGGCUGAUGCAGACAUGAAGGAUAUCAAGGAUGAGUAUCAGAGGCUAUACGGGGUUGAACUCGAAAAUAUGAUAAGCAAAGGAACACAUGGUAACUACAGGGAUGCCUUGCUCUCUUUGGUGGCAAGACAAGAGUAAGAAGCUCACAUCCAUCUCUUAAAAUCGACGGUUUCCUAUUUAAAUUUCUACAUUAGUUGUUGUCUGUGACCUCACCCGGCUGUACUCUGAGUUUCCCUAUCUUGCUCCUUUGGUUCUUGGGAAUUUCUUCUUUUCCAUGAAAUCAGAAUAAAAGCUUGUGUUGUGUGCCCAAUACUUCUACAUUUCAAGUAUUUGAAUUUAUUCCUCUCAUUGUAAGUUGAAUAGUCAUAUAUGAAUAAGUGAUCAAUUUCCUGCGUUCUCUCUUUU